Messenger RNA from Bicyclus anynana (squinting bush brown), 8908 nucleotides. RefSeq lists its product as uncharacterized. Bases 194 to 1363 code for a protein of 389 amino acids. The transcript is spliced from 5 exons. Gene Ontology annotation, biological process: apoptotic process; regulation of apoptotic process. The record is from RefSeq and is a predicted model, not a curated record. NCBI's taxonomy places the organism in Eukaryota, Metazoa, Arthropoda, Insecta, Lepidoptera, Nymphalidae.
GCGCAGCGAGAGCACCGCGAGUCUGACGCGUCCCGGGCUGUGCCCCUCGAAGAUGGCGGCGUGAGCGCGCGCCCGCGGCCUCCGGCGGUCAUGCCGCGAUGGCCAGAGAGAAUGUAUUUAAUAAUGAAACACUGUUGUAAACGGAAAGUGACUUUGAAGUGAACUCAAUAGUGAUAGUGAGUGCAUCGUGAAAAUGAUAGUCGAAAUACAAGAGGAGGUUAGAGGGAAGAGGCCUUUUAAGAUAUGGGACAGUUCUCGCAACGUGAGGAAGGGGUUGGUUGUAACUAGCUUCGAGGAGCUCAUACACAGAGGCAAGGAGAAGUUGUCAGUAGCGGCGGGGGAGCCCGUGCGGCUGGUGCUAGAGAGCGACGGGACGCAGGUGGAGGACGGCGACUACUGGCGCACGCUCCCGCCCAACACUGUGCUGCUGCUGCUGCGGCCCGGCGAGCGAUGGUACCCCACCGGCGUCGACGUCAUCAAGGCCGCUAUCUCGGCGAUCCCGAAGAUCGUGUGCGAGACGAUCCACGCGCUCGAGCUGCACGAUGAGACGCCUUCAUGGAAGAUCAUGGACAACAAGGGGCGAGUCACCGUGGUGCUGCACUGGGACCAGCGGCCGCAGGCGUCGCCGGCCGCGCGCUCGCCCUCGCGCCAGCCCAAGCCCGACCGGCGGCCCUCGCUCGUCAUCCAGACGUCGCUGGAGCGGCCCGCGCCGCCGCACAUCACGGUGGUGAACCACGACGAGCCGGGCCCCGCGCGGCGCGCGCACGUGCACACGGCCGACUGCCGCGCCGCGCCGCCGCCGGCCGCGCGCGCCGCGCCCGACGAGUGCGACUUCCACUGCUGCGCGCUGCACGAGGAGGGCCGCCGCAUCGCCGUGCACAAGAGCGUGGCCACGUCGCCCAUCCAGGACGCGCAGCCGCGCGCCUCGCCGCAGGGCCGGCCCAAGGGCCACGUGCGCUUCCUGGACGCCGAGUCGGCGCGACGCGGCGACCGAGACUCGUCCGAGAGCGAGACGGAGAACACGCUCGUCGAGGACGAGGCCGUCACUUCCGAGAAGUUCCUGCUGCUCAUCGAUCAACUGAGCGUCGACCAGAAGCGACACCUCACGAUCAAGGACAUCGGCAUCAUCCUCGAGCGGCUCAGCUCUAAAAUCCUGGACGUGGAGCGGCUGGACCGCGAGUCGGAGUCGGACGACUGCUACAACUGGACGAUCAAGGCGACCAUCCGCGGCGACGCGCUGCGCGAGCUCGGCGUCAUCUACAACGGCAACUACUACGCGAUCAGCGAGCAUCCCGGCUACCGGGACGAGAACGAGGAGGCCGGCGACGAGGCCGAGGAGGAGGACGAGGAGGACCGGCUCUGAUCGGGCCUGUGCGGCGCCGCCGUGCCCGCCGCCGCGGCGCUGCGCCACGCGCUGUGCCGCGUCGCCGCGCGCUGAGCGCCGCACGCCGACCGCACGCCGAGCCGCACGCCGCACGCCGAGCGCCGCACGCGAGCGCCGCACUACAACAGAGACUUUAUGAAAUUUUCAAAUGGCCGCCCGCCAGCCGGCGCGGCGGCCUAGCCCUAGUUAAUGUAAUAGCAAAAUAAAGUAAGUGAAACUGACUUCCUAUCGAUUCCUAGGACGGUGAGUCGGCAGCCAUCGGGCACCAUUCAGAAUCGAUGUGGUCCGCGUCGCGCGAGCGACUGCGGGGUGUUUACUGUAGCGUAAUGUGGAUCGACUUAUCCGACUCGGUCGAUCAGCAGCACAAAUAUUUAUCAUCGACGUUAUUGUCUUUAAUAAUAAUAGGUAAUAAUAAAUUAUAGACGAGUUAGCGACGAGAGCGAGUCCACCGACCGGCCUUCGGACGUUCCGUGCCGCCGCGCGGUAGGCCUAAUAUUUCGACGGUUAUUGAUUUGCGUUCAAACAUGAGUCUUUUCCAUGGUUGAAGAGUGAGUAACACCAUUUAUAUACUAAAAUUGUGGUUAGGACUUUAUAAAAACAAUAAAUAGUCUUAUAUUCGUGGUGUGUGGAGCCGGCCGCUGCAAAUAUGCUUAUUGCGACUGUCGUACUGGUUCGGCCGAUAUUUAGCUGUCGUGGCAGAUAAAACAAUUAUUUUGUUUCAAGCGGAAAACUGAGUAUACACGGGGGAGAUUGUGUGAAUGACAGCCUGGGCGUAGUGGUGUAGCCUUACGACUGGGAGCUCCCGGGUUCGAAUCCCGGCUCGGGUCAAUUUGAGAAUUUAAUUUACCUAAAUUCUGAUUGGCUCAGGUCUCGUCCGGUGGUAGGCUUCGGUCGUGUCUAGUUAGCAUAGAACCGGUGAAAAUGUAUCGUCAAGCAGUAAUGUAUCGUUCUGGUACGAAUACGAUGAGCUGUGCAAUGCGUUUGAGUACCUACACUGCUGCAUGGGCCCCAUUUUCGAUGUAAAGUACUCGUAUAGUACCUAUAUAUACCUAUAUAUAGCACGCUCUUACGUUAGCGCGCUUUCAAAGACAGUAUUGCUGUCAUGUGCUAACAUUAAUAACCAUCUAAUCGUUAGGUUCAACUUUUCUGACAGUGUCCGUAAAUAAUAAUAUUCUAUAUGAAAUAAUAUUUUACAUUUUAUAUUUUGUUUUCAAUUAGCUAAAAUAAUGUGUUACUGUGUGCUGACUUUUUGUAGGAUUUGUGUAGCUUUUUAAUAUUGCUAAAUCUUGAUUAUUUUUUGCGUAUAAUAAGUUAGAAUUUAAAAUUUUGAAAAUCUCCCGACAUCCAUUAUUUUAAGAUGACAAUUUAUUUAUCAAAUUAUUUCAAUUUUAAAGGAAGAACGCUAAUAUAUUCGAUUUGGGUUAGCUUAUGGUGUCACCGACAACCUCUGUAUUAACUACAUUGAUCACAUCACAUUUUAUCUUAAGAAGAGAAAAGACGUUUUGUCGACUACUAGCGGCGGUGUUGAAAUAUCACUAUAUAUCUUUCGUCCCAAUGCUACGAAAGAGUGAGCUAUAUUUUCGUUUUCGCCGAAAUUGGUCGAAAAAUGACUUGUUCUCGCCACUAUACUAAAGCCAUACUCGAUGUGUUGCUUUUUAUAUAAAAACAUUAGAAAUGAAGGUAGAAAAUGCAUGUAAUUUCAUAACUUAUUUAUUUUAAAUUAUGUAUCGUUUAUGAUUUUAAACUUAUUUCGUGGUUGCUUAUUUAUCGUGGUAUGUACCCGUUUAAUAAUAUUCAUGAUCCAUAUGUAUCGUUUGUUCAUAAAAUGUAAUUAUGAAAUACAUAAACGUUUAAAGCUUAUUAAUCGAAUUUAUAUUCUUUAAUUUAAGAACAAAUUAAUUAUAAUAAUUAUUAUUAGGUGUGAAAUGACUAGCGAUAUAGACCCUCAUUUUUGAUUCGUUUGUUGGUAAACAGGACACAUCCAAUAUGGCUGUAGUAUAGAUAAUAUGUCAUAAUGCGCAACUUAGGCCUACUGAUUUUAGUCGGAGGAUAAAAACGUUCACUGAAUUUCGAUUGUGGGCGGAGCGUCUUAAUUAGAACUAGCGGACGCCUGCGACUCUUUAAUCCGGCCUAUCGCAAUAUCUUAGCGGAUACCUACUAACUAUAGACUAUCUCCCUGCCAAAUUUCAUCUUUGUUCACCAAGCGGUUUUCGAGAUUUAUUUUUUAUUUAUUUACCGUCAGAAAAGUUUUACAAUCAGCAGAUAUAGCUAUUCUGUAACGAUAUUUCUACAACUCGACACUGUAAGUCUAAAUUUCGUCUCUAUCUCUCUCUUUCUAUUAUAGAUAAAGAUAGAGACAAAACACUCACACUGUUGAGUUAUGAAAAUAUUGUUACAGACUAGAGCUACAGCAGCAAAUGGCCGAGCGUAGGGAUGAGCCAGUCACUCGAUGACGCGAGUGAUGCGCGAAGACUUGAGACGAGAAUGCGUGAAACACUAUUGCAUAGAUAUUAUUAAUAAAGCGUUUAGCUAAUAAACUGAAUGUUAUUAAAAAAGGUUGUAACUAAAAAUACGAAUAUACCGUCACUGUAAUGUCAUCAUACCAAAUUGGUAUUUGGUAGUUGUAAGUCGAUUCUUGUAUCUAUAAGCUCUAUGAUAUCGGUAGUUAUUAUUGUAUAAUGUUUUUAAUUUUUGUAUAGUACCGAUAAAGUAACACGAAUGUAUAAUAUAUUGAGGUUUAAUAAGUUUUACAGCCCCACUGGGAGUCAUAUGUAUAGUUAUUUAAGGUGUAAUAUUACGAUUAUGAAGUAGGGCGUAGAGAGCCCGGGCACCGCGCGUGUCAUUUGUGAGUACGACUCGAUCGUGAGUGUACAUUGUGGUGUACGAACCUUACGUUUUAUGUGCUGUCUGUUUUUGUGUGUCUACUUUCAGAACGGUUCAUGAAAAAUGUUUACAAAAUCACCCAUAACUUCUCAUGUCCAAUAUUAUUAUUUGUUUAAAGAAAAAUAAAAUACAGUAAUUUAAUUUUAUUACAAUAUUGUAUUCUUGAAAGUUUGUUAACGUGAUUUAGAGAAUUGGGGAAAAUUCAUCAGUAAAGUUGGAAAGUUUAGAGAAGAGCAGAAUUUAAAACAACACUUAUUAAUUUAAGAAAUAUAAAUUUAAUUAGAAUGUAAUUUUUUAAAUUAAAAGCUAGAAUGUUAAGCGGACGUUAUUAUUAUUAGAUAGACCUGUUAUUUUGAUAUAAUAAUAUGAUAUCGUUAUGUUUUUUCGUUCGAACAGAGAACAAUAAAAUUAUCAUGAACCGGUUAAGCUCCGCUUUAAGAACGAUUUUGAUGUUUUGAUACGUGUAACUUAAGAUUAUGAUUUUAAGGUUUGAUAUUGUGACUUGUCUUUAUUAAUUCUAAUUAAAUAAUUUCUAAAAUACUAUUGCUAUAAAAAUUUAGGUGAAGCUAUUUCGAAAAAGUGGCUAAGAUUCAUGAUGGAGUAACGGGACUUUGCGAAAAUAUAAGAAAUUGACUUUAUUAUUAUUAGAAAUUAAAAAAAAAACAUAAAAUAAUCACAUGUUGGUCGUAGAAAAGAGAAAAAUGUUACGAAUAAAGAACUGUUAGAUUUAUUCUUUAUUUGAAAUACCAGUGACUUCAAGUAUAAUGUAAUUUUUGUUGUAAUUAAUAUAAUGACGUAUAACAGUGAGGCGUUAUUAGUUAAAAUAAUUUUAUACAAACCGAACAGAUGCACCUAUUACUAUUAUAUAUAUAUACACAACAGGUUUUGAAUGCUAUUUGUACCUAAAUCUGGUAUGUACCCUCAAUUUGUGUAAUUUUCAAAUGUUGUGUUAAUGUGUUAAACAUUAAAACACACAUAUUUGUUGUUUUCUUAUUUUAAGAUUUGUUUGUACAGCUUUCUAAGUCUAUCGUGUUAAGCAGUUCAUUGUUGUUUGGGUUUUAAUAUUUUAUGUGAACUAAUAAUAAUAUUUUCACCAUAUAUGUAUAUUAUUAUAUGAUUAAUAUGUUUUAUUUAUAUUCGUUAAAAUAUAUAAAACAUCUAGGUAUGUACGAUAAAUAGUCUGUUUAGUGAGUCCAUGUAAUGAAACUCAGCUCGAAUUACUGAAGCUAUUUGACAGCUAUGAAAGUGAGGUGGUUCAAUUAAAAUGCAUUUUUGGACAUCACUAGAAUUUAUUUUUAAACUUGAAUGCCAGGAAGUCAAUAAGAGAAGUAUAGAAUAGAAAUCCUGUUAUAAUAUUUUUUUUAUUUACAAUAAAUAUAUAUUGUAAUCGUAUAACAUAAAUUGGUAGAACAAAAUAUUAGCUAUUGAUGGCUGUGAAACGAAUUGUCUACGAGUAUUGGACGUAUCACGCCUUAUAUAUUGAUGGCUAGAUUGAAUACCCUACACGUGAGAUGUGGUCAUUUGCUCAAUACAGUAACAGAUACUUUGUUUCAAUUAUAUUAUUAUUGUAAUGAACGUAAACUGGUGAGCUAAAAUAAUAAUUGAGACACUAUAACACGAGUAUUAGGUACCUAUCCAGAAAUAUCAAUAAUUUCAUAGUGCCUAUUCAUCGAAAUUUGAAGAAGAGCAGGCGAUAAUUUGUAAAAGUUAUCCAGUGAAUAAUUGAUUGAUUUUGCUAUUCUCUGAAAAAAAAACAAGGUUUCGCGAAUGGUCUAAGUACGUUUGGGUUUUUGUAUGAAAUGUAGUUUACGUAGGUUGAGAAUUUUUAUCAGCCCUUGGUGACGUCGUCGUAUAGAUCCGUAACUAGGAAUUUGGCAGAGAAUUGCAAAAUUAAUUAAUUAUUCCCUGUAAAAUAAAAAUAUUCAUUUAUAAAAUUAUAUUAUAAGAAAAAAUUGAAAAAACGAGUGUUUUUUUCAAUUUUUUUUUGUAUUACUCAUGUACCUAAUGAGAAAUUACUCGACAUUUUCAAACAAUAAAAUUUUAUUAAUUUGCUCGCCAGUAUAUACAUAAAUGUGUUAAUUUUCUUGUAUGUCUUUAUUUUAAUUCUACCGCUCAACCUGCGAUUAUAACCGAUUGACAGAAUUGUAUAAUUAAAGCGAUAAAUAAUAUCUACAUGAAAAUAAUACCACCGUGUUAAUAACUAUAUUAUACUAAUAUACUGCUAUACUAAUAACUAUACUAAAAACGAGAUUGGAUUAAAUCCGCGCCACAUGCAGCAAAGUAAUUUAAAAAUAAAUAAUAACAGUCGUUUGAUUAAAUUUUCAAGAUUUUCAUCCCAAUGUCGUUAAUAUCCGGGUGGGUUAUUCGUGAACUCGGUGACUUUGGAGAAUGAAACCAAUCGAGCCUGUUUGAUAAUCGUAGGUACCUAGACCUACGUAUUAUUACAUUGCAACUUGUUUGAGUGAUACAAAAAAAAAUCAUAGUCCAUAUUUUAUGGAUAAUCCAGAUUUUGGUGGCUUUUAUUUUAUUCGCAUUAAUGAGAAAGCCUUCUUUUUGAUGAACAACUAAAAUGAACUGAAUGUAAAUGUAACAAACGAAUGAUAGUCGCCUUAAUAGCUUAAUCGACGAAGACGAGAGGUGAAGAAGUCCUAGCUUCAAUCCCCUGUCGUCAAGUUCACUAGGUACUGUCAUAUUUUCUAGCAUUUGCUUUUCAAUUAGUCGGAUCAAAAAUAUAUUAUUUACAUCCAAGAAACUUCAUAAAAAUAUAAAGAAAAAUGCAGGUUGAGCCGAAGAAAAAAGUUCAUGUAUCUAUCAUUGAUAAAAAAAGUAAGCGACGAGAAAUUUUAUAUUAUAAUUAUAGGAAGCUUCUAAGAAAUUUGUCAUUACUUGUAACUGAAAAUGUACAUUUUACAGUGUGUAGGAAUGAAGUCACUGUUGUUAUUUCCAAAGUGCAAAAAGAAUACGUAAGGCUAAUCGAUACUUAAAAAAAACUAAUAAUUAAUAUAAUCCACAAGCAAGGAAGCACGUCUAGGAAAUAAUUUAAAUGUGCCAAUGGUUUUUUAUGGUGUUGUCAUUUUGAAAGCUAAUAAAGGUUUUUGUAAUUAAAAAUUGUUCAUUUAAAUUGUAAUAUUUACGUGAAUGUAUUCAAAAAGAAAGAAUGCUGUAUAGUAUGCCAGUAGAACGAGAUAAAUGUUAAAUCUGUAUAAUUUGAUUAUAACUUUUAAAGCCUGAGCUUGUCGUGCUGUACGCUGUAUCUUUAAACUAUCUAUAUUAUGCGUGGUGGAUUUACAAAACGGAGAUUCUGGGUUCGAUCCCCGGCUGCACCGAUUGACGUUUUCUUAAUUAGUUCAGGCUGUGGAUACUACCCUACCGGCAAAGACCUACCGCCAAGUGAUUUAGCGUUCCGGUACGAUGUCGUGUAGAAACCGAAAAGGGUGUGGAUUUUUGUCCUCCUCCUAAAAAGUUAGCCCACUCCCAUCUUCGAUUACAUCACCAUUUACCAUCAGAUGAGCUUGUAGUCAAGGGCUAACUUGUAAAAAAUAAAAAAAAAAUCUUUAGGUAGUCAUUAUGAGUAGCAUAUUUAUGCAUAUUGACUUUGAAUAUUUUUUUAAGACUAAAAUAUUCUGAGAAAUGCAUGAAAAUUGUACACUGUAGCAAAUAUAAAAAACUAAAAAAAAAACUUCAAUUUAUCAAAAAAAAAAUAUUAUUUUGGAUACAGUGUUUUGUCAUGGUACGGCAAUGGCUAGAAAUAUCAAAAAUCUUGAAUUGAAUAUGCUAACGAAAGAAAUCCAUUAUUUCCGGGGUCUUUUGUAGACAGUUUACAAACAUGAUAAAGAGAGAGAUAGUUGCGGGUUGGUUUAUUUUAUCUUUUAAUAACUUUUUUAAUACUGUAUAAUGUAAGCUUUUAUCUCAUUUUGCUGGCUUACUUCGAUCAUUUUUUAUUGAUGACUCAAAGAUCAUAUAAACUGUACCUAUCUUGUAGAUCAAAAUAACAUUAAUACCUAUGCUUUCUUAUUCUCUUAACUCAAACCUAUAGCUGGAAUUGGUUUCAAUAUUCUUUAGUGUUUAUUAUAAUGUAAGUAUUGUGUGUUCAAGUGCCAAAAUUUGUAUUUUGUUAGUUGUUUGAAAAUAUUGCAAGUUUAAACACAGUUUAUGAAAUGCGUUUUGCUUUAAAUUUUCUAAUCAUAAAAUGAAAUAUGUGAAAAUACUUAUAAAAUAAAAAUUGACAAUUUUAUAUAGGAAUCACUUUGAAUUGUUUUUUAAACAUUUGAUGUACCUACCUAUGGCUUUAGCUAGAUUGGCACGAUGUUCAUCUCAGUUAUUAUUACAAAAUAUAACUUUUUAGGGUUCCGUAGUCAGCAAGGAACCCAUAUAGUUUCUCGAUGUUAGUUAAAUAGUGAAUGUAUCGUAUUUUAGCAGCACUAAAUCCUACUAACAUCUUGGUUACAGCAGAGAGUACAGUGUUAGGACUCGCAAUAUUUUCAAAAUUUCGAUUUGUUUUUAAACGUUUUAGGUGUGUGUAACAAAAUUUGUAAUUCGUAGCGACGACUGUGAGAUCCGGGUUCCGUUAGUAACAUUAAGCGACAUCUCGUAUAAACUUCACUGCCACUAAUUUAAAAAUAAAAAUAUUGGAAACGAUUA